Messenger RNA from Eruca vesicaria subsp. sativa (arugula), 606 nucleotides. NCBI's taxonomy places the organism in Eukaryota, Viridiplantae, Streptophyta, Magnoliopsida, Brassicales, Brassicaceae. The record is from the annotation of a GenBank genome assembly.
AUGGCACACUACAAUAAGAUUUCUGAAGUUUGUUAUAACCCCAAAAUCACGGCUUGGCGUUUCAGAGUAAAAAUACACAGAAUCUACCAUUUCUAUUUCUAUCUUACCAGCAGUGGACCUUUCUAUACAUAUGUUCUAGCAGAUGAAGAGGGAACCAAGAUGGAGAUGACCAUUUAUGGGGAUUAUGAUAGGUUUAGAGGACUAGAGAAGCAAGAAGGAAAAUGGGUGGAAAUCUUUCGGGUAGAAGUUAACUGUUCACUUGCAGGUUUCCAUGUAACUUACUCUCGGUUCUAUCUAGCUGAUAUACUCUGUACGCAAAUCCACAUCAUCGAUCCUCUGAACAAUCAUUUUUUUAUGGACUUCAAGAACAUCCAUGCAAUCCCUCACAUGGACGGUAGGGACCGAAACUAUCCCAUAAAAACAAUGGGAGUGGUCUUCAACACGGAAACCCAUUUCAAUGACCCUGCAAAUCCAAGGAUGAUGUUUUACAUAAGGGAUAACAUUCGGAUAAAAUGUGUGGCAACUGGCGAUCAUGCGUAUGCCUUCCGGGAUGGUCUUGAAAACAUGAGAGAUCGUGGACAGGUGAUUGUGGUUCUUAAGAUGUGA